Molecule: messenger RNA, 1003 nt
Organism: Cuscuta campestris
Lineage: Eukaryota; Viridiplantae; Streptophyta; Magnoliopsida; Solanales; Convolvulaceae
Source: the annotation of a GenBank genome assembly
CUAAAUUAGUAAUAUUUGAUAUGUAGAGACUGAAUACGUAAAACUUUCUCCAAUUUAAUCUAUUAUUUAUAACCUAGGGUUCCGUCGUCCACUCGUCCCUUCCGUCCAAACUCGUUCAGACAGAGUUUCAAAGGACACACAUGUCUUCAAAAGCCAAUGACAAGAUUCUCAGCUACAAUGAUGUUGUACUAAGGCGCUCGGAUCUUGACAUUCUUAGCGGACCAUAUUUUCUAAACGACCGAAUAAUCGAGUUCUAUUUCAGUUUUCUCGCCUCGAGAUUCCCAUCUGAGGAUGUUUUACUGUUGUCCCCGUCGAUCACUUUCUGGAUCAAAGAGUGCAGAGACACUACAAUGCUUAAGGAUUUCAUAGAACCCCUCCGUCUAUCUCAAAGGAAAUUAAUCAUCUUCCCAAUCAAUGACAACUCGGACGUGGAUUUAGCCGAAGGGGGAAGCCAUUGGAGUUUACUUGCUUUUGAGAGGGGCUCCAAUGUGUUUGUCCAUCACGAUUCCAUCUCGGGCUGCAUCAACAAGAAUGACGCCAGACAUGUCUACGAAGCCGUUCUCCCUUUUACAGCAUCUGGAAUGGCUACUUAUGUUGAUUACUCAGGGACACCGAAGCAAGAAAACUGGUAUGAUUGUGGGGUAUAUGUCCUUUCCUUUGCAAGGGUCAUUUGUGAUUGGUAUGGAAGCAGAGGACCGGAGGAAGGAGUUGAUAUGUGGUUUCCCUCCUUGAAGGAACAGAUAAAUGCAGGUGCUGUUUCGGAGAUGCGCGACGAGAUUCGAAGGUUAAUUGUUGAUCUAAUGGCGAGGAAGUAAUUACCAGAGAUGCCAUUGUUAAUACAGAUCAUAGAAUUGCAAUGGAUUUGUUUGCUUGUUGUUGUUGUUGUUGUUUCACCAGGAUGGUAAAUAAAAUUGGUUGCCUCCAUCUAAUCAGUUAUCAUUUCAUCUUCAUUUUGCAAGGGGUUGAAAAUUCUUAUGGAGGAUAAUAAAGAGGAAUUCUGUCC